Suillus discolor is the source of this 1326-nucleotide messenger RNA. RefSeq lists its product as uncharacterized. The transcript is spliced from 14 exons. Bases 279 to 1139 code for a protein of 286 amino acids. NCBI's taxonomy places the organism in Eukaryota, Fungi, Basidiomycota, Agaricomycetes, Boletales, Suillaceae. The record is from RefSeq and is a predicted model, not a curated record.
UCGACCCGCAGGAUUUGAAAUUUAUGGUAUCAUUACGCGGGGUGCUGAGGCCCUGAGUACUUAUGAGGUCCGUGACACUGUUUGAUACUCUGCGUUCUAUCGUGCUGAGGUGCCUUGAAGCAGUCAAAGAUCUUUGACCGGUCGAACCUUGAUUGGCAUGGUGCUGUUGCUGAAGGCCUGAUGAGUCACGCUUGACCCUGAUUGGAAUUGUUAUAUAUUCUGCCUACCAGGCGCGGCGCCGUGCUCGAUACUAGCGCCUCCAUUCGACUCUGUUAAACAUGGAUCCACAAACCUUCAUUCAUCUCUCAACCCUCCUCCAGUCCCAGAACUAUUUUUUGGCAUCACUAAUGGUUUCUUGGGUCUACGAUUGUUUCCUAACCUUGGACCAGGAGGUAUCUUUGAUUCAUCGGCCACGGUGGAGCAAAGGAAGUAUUCUUUAUAUCAUGACGAGAUACAUACCAGCCUCGAUGCUCCCUGUACACUUAUGCAUGAACUAUCUCCCAAAUGAAAAAAUUGUGACUUGUGACAUUCUACAGUCAAUGUGGUAUUGUACUGUUGCAUUGUGUAUGGCUGGUGCAGAAGGUAUUUUCAUCCUUCGUACCUAUGCAUUAUGGGGACAUAAGAGAUUCAUUCUGGGCCUUAUGUUGUCAACGCUACUCUGCCUGGCGAUCUUGAACGUGGUAAUAGCGCUGAAGGGUUGGAAACAUUCGAAAAUCCACCUAUCAGACAUAGGUGGCGGUUGUCGCUCACUAUCCCACAACACUAAGGCUGCAUGUAAUUGGUCACUUCUAGCAGCAUUCGAACUUGAGAUCAUGGUACUCACCAUGAUUCGUGUAUAUUGGGCAUACCGCGAAAGAGGGUGUCUGCUGCUCGAUAUCCUUGUACAACACAACAUUUUUUACUUCGGAACUGGGCUAACACUAUCGGUGCUCAAUAUUUUAACCAAUCAAUGGCUACCGUUUAACUCCUCAAAUAUGUUUGCAACAUUUCAGAUCGUCAUGCAUACGAUCCUCGUGACUCGGAUGCACCUACAGUUUUGCAACACCGUUCACCACUCCCCUGAGCCCGGAACCACAUCACACUCUCGAUUGACAAAUAUUGAACUUCAGACGCGUUCGCCUUCGCAUUCGAAUGCAUGAUGAUUCGAUGGAAUGGAUACAUUUCAUCUUCAUUCAGACAUUUUUUUCUGUUGUGUUGCAAAGAAUCCGAGUUGUUGUUGGGCCAUCAGGAACAAGUGACGGAUGCAGGGUUGUAUAUAGUGCUUGCUAGACUAACGAGUAAGAGGUGCAUAACAUUGCUGGACUUUAUGAACGAGGUUUCUCAGUC